CGCUAUGGCAGCGUGAGGAGUAAAUGGCUCAGAGUAUCCGCGGUGGAAACCGACCUAAACACUGGUCUGGGAACUGAUAAACAAACAAAACAACGCGGUGCGUAAAAAGCUCUCCACGGCGCUGCUUCUGCGCGAAACUGUGCCAGCGAUCCAAGAAAAAGCCAAGAAGACUCCGACUCUGGUUGUUUAUUUUUUUCUCUGUGUGUGUGUGUGUGUGUGAGAGGAGAAACGAGGAUAUCUUAAUUGGACAUGUGAGUUACGGGAGUUAACAAGACAAGCAGCCUCUUUUUCCCCCUUCCUGAAGAUGAAGUUCCCGGCUUGCGUCCUCGUCACUUUGCUGGUGAUCCGAUCGAGUGCAGCACAGUCAGUUUGUCCCGGCACAGAGAACAAGCUGAGCACUCUGUCUGACCUGGACCAGCAGUACCGCACUCUGAAGAAGCUCUACGAGAACUGUGAAGUCGUCAUGGGCAACCUGGAGAUUACCAGCAUCGACCGAAACCGCAACCUCUCCUUCCUCAAGUCAAUCAGAGAAGUUACCGGCUACGUGUUGGUGGCUCUGAACCAGUUCGACUACCUGCCGCUGGAGAACCUGCGGAUCAUCAGAGGCACCAAACUGUACGAGAGGCGCUACUCUCUGGCCAUCUUCCUCAACUACAGGCGGGAAGGGUACUACGGCCUGAGGCAGUUGGGCCUGCGCAACCUCACAGAGAUACUGAAUGGGGGUGUUUAUGUUGACCGGAACAAUUUCCUGUGCCAUGCGGACACCAUCCAUUGGCGUGACAUUAUCAAGAACCCCCAGGCCGAGCUGCUGGUGGUACCAUCCAACAACAGCAACCUUGGAUGCAGACGAUGUCAUCGCUCGUGUAACGGACGCUGCUGGGGCCAUCAGGAGGACCAGUGUCAAACCUUGACAAAGACGGUGUGUGCAGAGCAGUGUGACGGUCGAUGCUUCGGGCCUUACGUCAGCGACUGCUGCCAUCGCGAGUGUGCCGGCGGCUGCUCGGGCCCCAAGGACACGGACUGCUUCGCUUGCACCAAUUUCAACGACAGCGGAGCAUGUGUGACCCAGUGCCCUCAGCCGUUUGUCUACAACCCCACGUCUUUCCAGCUGGAGCACAAUCCCAGAGCCAAGUACACCUAUGGAGCUUUCUGUGUCAAGAAAUGCCCCCAUAACUUCGUGGUGGACCACAGCUCCUGUGUCAGAGCGUGUCCCAGCAACAAGAUGGAGGUGGAGGAGAACCGCAUCAAGAUGUGCAUCCCUUGUACCGACAUCUGUCCCAAAGUGUGUGACGGCAUAGGGACGGGCAGCCUGCAGACGGCGCAAACUGUGGAUGCAAGUAAUAUUGAUAAGUUUGUCAACUGCACCAAAAUCAACGGAAACCUCAUCUUCCUCAUUACAGGCAUUAAAGGGGACAUGUACCAUGGAAUUGGGCCUUUGGACCCUGAGCGUCUCAACGUGUUCCGCACUGUGAAAGAGAUCACAGGUUACCUCAACAUCCAGUCUUGGCCUGAGAACAUGACAGAUCUGAGUGUUUUUUCGAGUCUGGCGACAAUUGGAGGUAGAUCUCUUUACAGUGGAAGUGGUAUUUCUUUGUUGAUCUUGAAGCAGCGUUGGAUCUCCUCGCUUCAAUUUCAGUCACUGGACGAGAUCAGCGCCGGAAACGUCUACAUCUUCAACAACAGUCGCCUUUGCUUCUACAACACCGUCAACUGGACGUCGCUCUUUCGGACGCCGAGCCAAAAAGUUCUCAUCCGCAACAACCGAGAUCCAAAAGAAUGCGCUCAGCAACGAAUGGUGUGCGAUCAGAUGUGUUCUGACGACGGAUGCUGGGGCCCGGGGCCCGACCAAUGUCUUUCCUGCCGAUAUUUCAGACGGGGUCGCACCUGUGUGGAGUCCUGCAACCUUUUUGACGGGGAUAUGCGUGAAUUUGCCAAUGGAUCUCUGUGCCUGGAGUGUGAUAGCCAGUGUGAGAAGAUGGAUGGGAACGCCAUGACAUGUCUUGGCCAGGGCCCGGACCAGUGCGUAAAAUGCCUCCACUUCAAAGAUGGCCCCAACUGUGUGGAGAAGUGCCCUGAUGGGUUGCAAGGGGCCAACAGUUUCAUCUUCAAGUACGCCAAGGCCAACAACGAGUGUCAUCCCUGCCAUGCCAACUGCACCCAGGGGUGCGUCGGGCCAAGACUCCAAGAUUGUGUCGGGAUGAUGGACAGGACACCCCUGAUAGCAGCUGGCAUUAUCGGUGGCCUAUUCAUCAUCGUCAUCCUGGCGCUCAGCGUGGCCGUUUCUGUCCGACGCAAAAGCAUAAAGAAGAAGAGGGCCUUGAGGCGCUUCUUGGAGACAGAGCUGGUGGAGCCCCUGACCCCCAGCGGAACAGCCCCCAACCAGGCUCAGCUGCGGAUCCUGAAGGAGACGGAGCUGAAGAGGGUGAAGAUCCUCGGUUCUGGAGCUUUUGGAACCGUCUACAAGGGCAUCUGGGUCCCAGAAGGUGAGACGGUGAAGAUCCCCGUGGCUAUUAAAAUCCUCAACGAGACCACCGGUCCUAAAGCCAACGUGGAGUUCAUGGACGCCCUGAUCAUGGCCAGCAUGGAACACCCCCACCUGGUGCGUCUGCUGGGCGUCUGCCUGAGCCCCACCAUCCAGCUGGUCACCCAGCUCAUGCCCCACGGCUGCCUCCUCGACUACGUGCACGAGCACAAGGACAACAUCGGAUCGCAGCUGCUGCUCAACUGGUGUGUCCAAAUCGCCAAGGGCAUGAUGUACCUGGAGGAGAGGAGGCUGGUCCACAGGGAUCUGGCAGCCCGGAACGUGCUGGUGAAGUCACCCAAUCACAUCAAGAUCACCGACUUCGGCCUCGCGCGACUGCUGGAUGCUGACGAGAAGGAGUACAACGCAGACGGGGGCAAGGUUGGUAUGCCUAUUAAAUGGAUGGCUCUUGAAUGCAUCCACUACAGGAAGUUCACCCAUCAGAGUGACGUUUGGAGUUACGGAGUGACCAUCUGGGAGCUGAUGACAUUCGGAGGCAAACCGUACGACGGCAUUCCCACGCGAGAAAUCCCAGACAUACUGGAGAAAGGCGAGCGUCUGCCGCAGCCGCCUAUCUGCACCAUAGAUGUCUACAUGGUCAUGGUCAAAUGCUGGAUGAUUGAUGCAGACAGCAGGCCAAAGUUCAAGGAGCUGGCUGCUGAGUUCUGCAGAAUGGCCCGGGACCCCCAGCGAUACCUGGUCAUCCAGGGAGAUGACCGCAUGAAGCUUCCUAGCCCGAACGACAGCAAGUUCUUCCAGAGCCUUCUGGACGAGGAGGACCUGGACGACUUGAUGGAUGCUGACGAGUAUCUGGUGCCUCGAGGGUUCAACAUGGUCCCUCCGUCCUACACAACCAGGCCUCGCGUUGACUCCAACCGAAACCAAUUUGGCUAUCGAGAUGGCGCUGCAAACCCCGCGGAGGUUUCCGUGGCAGGGGCCCAAGCCUGCGCGAACCAGGAAGCCACAGGCGGACCAGGUCCGGCCCUGGAGGACCAGCGAUGCAAUGGGAGCUUGCAUAAGAAGAGUCUGAGCCAGGCUGGCGUAGAGGACAAUGGGGGCCAGAGGUACAGCGCCGACCCCACCAUCUUCUUGGGGGAGAGGGCACCCAGAGGGGACACUGAUGAGGAUGGAUACAUGACACCCAUGAAGGACAAGAGCUCUUCAGAAUAUCUGAAUCCCAUUGAGGAAAAUCCGUUUGUCUCACGACGUAAGAACGGUGAGAUCCACGCCUUGGAUAACCCAGGCUACCACAGCACACCCAACAGCCAGCCCAAAGGAGAGGAUGAGUACAUCAACGAGCCCCUUUACCUCAACACCUUCCACAGCCCCGCUGAGUUGGGCCUGGAAGCCCUGAGGAGAAAUGGUCUGCCCCUACCCACCCAGCCUCCUUCGUCUAUCCCUUCAGGCGCCCACCUCCCGCUGACUAUCCAGACCAGCCUGCCCCACUACACCCUCCCCACGGCCCAACCCUCUCCAUCUGGCAUGCCUUGCCACCACGGCCCACCGACCCACAUCCUCCACGCCCACCACACCAUCAAACCUGCAGGACAACCUGGCAAUCCAGUUGGCGGCCCCGCCAGCCAGAGCCAAACAGGAACUACUGCCCAAGCCCAGCUGUGCCAGUCAGGUGCCCUGUCCACUUCGGCCACCCUUGGGCACGGCAGCCUGCCGGCCUACCAGAUCCACGCCACCACGCACCCCGCCAGCAUGCUGAAGCACGGACAGACGUCAGGGAAAGUCAGUGGCAAAAAGCUGAAGGUGACCUUUGACAAUCCAGAAUACUGGCAGCACAGCUUGCCCCCCAAACCAUCUAACCAGGCGGCCCCUGAUGGCGCCCAAGGUGGUUCCACCAAUGCCAAGCUCUUCUAUAAGCAGAAUGGACACAUACGGCCGGCAGUAGCUGAAAACCCUGAAUACAUGUCGGAGUUUUCUCUGAAAUCGGGCACUGUCUUGCCGCCUCCACCCUACCGGCAGCGGAACACUGUGGUCUAAAUCGUUCCACUUGACAAACGUUCCUCAAUCUGACUCUAGCCUCCAGCAACCCAGACAUCCUCUCCGGUUCCACUGUUCCACACAGAGGGGAGCGGCCACAACCAGAGCCCCCCAACUCUUUCCAAACAACGUGCCAUCUGCUGUAGACUGUAGCGACAUCAGAAGGAGGUGGACCGAACCGAGCCAAGCAAACCCAACUCACGCACCUUCACGGUAUCCAAUCCAGUCCAUUUUCUGUCCUGUAGAUAGAGACUGCGCUCCAGAACGUGAAGGUUAUGGUAGUUUUUGGCAAAAGACAGACACAUGAGUGUCACACAGCAGUGGACGUACCGUGUUGUCCCAGCAAGGUCGACCCCAAUGGCGUCAAACAAGAUGGAUUCGGCUUGGGGGACCUGAACUCACUGCCAACCACUGCGGUGUCAGAUUCAUGAAACGAACAAGAUGUUUUAUUAUUUUUCCAAUAUACAGGUCUGAGGAUGAACAAUACCCUCUUAAGGGUUUCUGAAAUAAGCAAACGGAAGGAGCCAAUACAGUCUGUUAGAUGUCAAGAUGUCUUGUUUUGUGAAUGACCUUGUGGACUGAGGCAAAACAGCAAACUAUGGAGGAAAAAGACUAAAAGGGUAUUGUCAGGACUUUUAGUAACAUAAAAGACGGAGCACUGAAAGCUGAUCAAUCAUAUUAAAUCUUUUUGCCUAUAGGAUUAUACCGUAUGUUCUCAAAAUUCUCCAUCAAAUAUGUGAAAGUCAUCUUUUUACUGUAACUGUGAUACUGUGAUGGCGAGGACUACAGUGAUCCCACAUUUGUAGUUCGGGCAUGGACUUUUUAACUUGCCUGAAAACAUACAGGGCAACUGCUGUUUUGUUGUUUUUGGUUGACUGCUGUCUACUUGGAAAAGCUGAUAAAAAACAGCCUUUUCCAAGCCAAAGGGGAUAAGGGAAAAUACACUGUAAGCAUUUUUAUAAACACUGGUUGCAGUGCUUAGAAGAUGGAUUUUUAUACACAGGUUUUCCCAAUCAGACCAUAAAGCUAACUAAGAUGUGUAAAGGGUGUCUUGCCAUAAGAGUGCAGAUUCCUAUAUCUGCUGAAUAGUGUUAUCCAUAAAGCAGCUGAACUCAAAAUGGUGAUUAUAGAGACAGAGAGUACGAGAAAAAGGAGAGAAAACAUCUACAGAGAGGGGAGGUAACGUUCAUACAAGCCCCCUAAUGAAGACCUCAAGGAAUGAACAAGACAGCACCAGCAGAGCACAGUAAAACCAGACUUCUUUUGUGUGUAUGUGUGUUUAUGUCAGUGUGAAUGUGUGUGUUCACAUAUUAGCGAGCCAGUUUUGGCCCCACGGGGAUAUCUGUGGAAAAAGAGAUGCGAUCGAAGUCAGUCAUGACAUGGUCGACAGCUUCAGUACCGCUGCUAACCAACAGUAAACUCAACACCACAUCCACCAUAUCACUGCUGUCAAGUUAACAUUUUAAUGGCUUGAUUGAAAAGCUUAUUGAGUGGCCCAACAGCACCAACUGGCACCAAAUCUCUGGGACAUUUUCAUAAUUUCAGAUGGUCUAGGAACCUGAGGCUUUAUCAGGGAUCGGGUUAGCUUGUUAGCUUGGUAAAUACGAACCACAAUUUCUUUAGACCCACUCCCCUCUUACCCCUUUUUCCACCAACAUGGGACAGGUUCUGUUCCAUGGUUUUCAUGUAAUUUUGAACCGUUCAUAGCAUUUCAACCAAAAAUGAAUUGGUUCGGAGGCUGAGAAGUUGGUUCCUCUAGAACCCCAAAAAAAGCAGGUUUUCCUUGACCUGGAGCUGCAGAUGUGCAGCGGUCUCGUUCAGACUUUAAUCCGUGCUUGUUCUUCAGAUAAAAACAUCUGUAGUAACAGAACAAAGGUCACAGGAAACAAGAACCAAAGGCAAUUUGUUGCAAGCCUGCAGUAAGGUUUAUUUGGUUUGGUCUAAGGUUGGCAAAGAAAGCUGCACAAUUUGAAAGUUAUUUUUAGAAUCAAUGGUGCUGUCUGUUGCUCUUUGGCUUCAUCAGUUAACAGUGGUUGACUCAAUUGUUUUAUAUUUUGAAUUAUCUUAUUGCCCAGUAGUAGAGCCAACCUGUCAACCUUGUAUAAAAAAAACAAAUUAUAAAAUAAAAACACAGUGUUUCCCCAGUCUAACCACAUUCAACAUAAGCAAAAAAACAACUCAUCGGUUGUUCUCACAACCAUAUAUCGACCUAUAUUUACCUUUAUUGUUAAGUCGCGUCCCCUAGUGGUCAUAGAAAUUAUGAAGGGAGCAAAGGAAAAAGUCAGGUGACGUAGUAUCAAGAACAAAAAGUCUGUGUAGGGUGGACAAACAAACACAGGACUUUGACCCAGGACACCCAGAUAUUCGUAACCCGUAUGAAACCAACAGUCACUGUCAGUUAUGUCACUAUACGUAUAUAGGUUAACUUACCUUGUGUACAUAACUGCAUUAACUAUUGUCAUAUAUGGAAAGCAAAUUAACUUAUGUACUUAAUGAACACAACAAACAUUCUUACUUGAAUCAACAUUUUUGCCUAAACCUAACCAAGUAUUUGGUGGCUUUUUCCCUAAACCUCACAAGGUAGUUGUUUUUUUCCUAAACCUCACAAGGUAGUUGUUUUUUCCCUAAACCUCACAAGGUAGUUGUUUUUUUCCUAAA
Messenger RNA from Centropristis striata (black sea bass), 7171 nucleotides. RefSeq names its product receptor tyrosine-protein kinase erbB-4-like. NCBI's taxonomy places the organism in Eukaryota, Metazoa, Chordata, Actinopteri, Perciformes, Serranidae. Gene Ontology annotation, molecular function: epidermal growth factor receptor binding; ATP binding; transmembrane receptor protein tyrosine kinase activity. Gene Ontology annotation, cellular component: basal plasma membrane; signaling receptor complex. Gene Ontology annotation, biological process: multicellular organism development; protein phosphorylation; positive regulation of cell population proliferation. The record is from RefSeq and is a predicted model, not a curated record. Bases 305 to 4513 code for a protein of 1402 amino acids. The transcript is spliced from 27 exons.